Molecule: messenger RNA, 7869 nt
Organism: Thrips palmi
Lineage: Eukaryota; Metazoa; Arthropoda; Insecta; Thysanoptera; Thripidae
Product: UHRF1-binding protein 1-like
Exons: 24
Coding region: 110-4315 (1401 amino acids)
Source: RefSeq, a predicted model, not a curated record
GAGUAUGAAGAAGAAGAUGAGAAGAAGAAAAGAAUUAAAGGGAAAGGGGUAGGGGUACUUAUGUGAUUGUUGUUGAUUUAGAUGUGGUUGCUGACAGAAGGGUCGCAGGAUGGUUUCUUUAAUCAAGAACCAACUUUUGAAACACUUGUCAAGAUUCACAAAGAAUUUAAAAGAAGACCAAAUAAACCUCAGCACAUUUAAAGGAGAAGGAGAUUUAGCCAACUUAGAAUUAGAUGAGUUAGUGCUCACAGACUUGCUGGAACUUCCAUCAUGGCUGCGACUCACAAGUGCUCGUUGCAAUCGAGUGAAUUUCCGAAUACAGUGGACAAAACUGAAGAGUGUCCCAAUAUUUCUGACAUUAGACGAAGUCCAGAUUGAAGUGGAAACAUGUGAGGAUCUCCGGUCCAUGUCCGUUCAAGAUGGUCUUUCUUCCAUGGGUGGUGGCCGUUACAGUUUUAUUCAUAAGGUUAUUGAUGGAAUGACUGUUGCAGUCAAUACUGUAUUGGUCACAUUCCGAAGCCCCGCAUUUGUUGCAUCAUUACAGAUUUCCCGUAUUAUGGUGGAGUCUAAAUCUCCCCAAUGGCAACGAGCAGAUCUGCGGUGUACUCGAAUAAAGGAGCCUGAAAAAGGGCAACUACUUAUUUUCAAAGAACUGGAAUGGCAAACUGUUCGCAUUGAAGCUCGCUCUACCCAAGACACCAAUUUAACACCUCUAAGACUGCUCACCAACCAGGCACGAUGUAGGAUUGUGAUUAAAAAAAGGAUGUCAGAUUGUUUUGUUAUGGGAUCUCGUCUUUUGCUGAUUCUUGACGAUCUUCUGUGGGUCCUCACUGAUUCUCAGCUGAGAGCAGCCCUCCACUUUUUGAAUUCUCUGUCAGGUUUGGUUCAAAAAGCCACUGAAGUAACUCGUAAAAAGAAGGCAGCACGAAAACUUGAGGUUUUACCAGAGUAUCAAGCUCAAAUUUCUCAGCAAGCACGUAAACAGGGCCACGAGAAUGACUUAUCAAAUAGGUUCAACCGAUAUGAUAUAGUGGAAACAUCUUAUCACUUUCUCUCUCAGCGGAUAGAUUUACACCUUUGUGAUGACCCUGGUGUUGGGAGAUCGUGUCACCCUGAUCUGAAAGACGGAGGUGCUCUUCAAAUCAGUCUUCAGCACUUUCAAGUUGACUAUUACCCUUACCACCUGGCCAUCAGAGAUAGGAAGCAUUGGCCAAAAUAUAAGGAGGCAGGAUCGUCACACACCCAAUGGCUUCAGGAGGCUCUUGCGUCCUUCAGAAAUAGCUUCCUAGACCUAAUAGAAAGCAACCGUGCAGUUCAUACUCCUUUGUCACGGUCAUCAUUUCAAGAUGGAGGGAAUGACCCUUCAAAAGCCAAUGGAACUCCCUUUGGUGUUCAGAAUAAUGAAUUUGGGGGUCUCCCUGAGCAGGAUAAUGCCAGAAGAUCAAGCCAGCCUCAAAGCCCUCAGGUUAACCCAGUGAAAAACUAUGUGAUUUCUCAGCUUGCAAAACUUAUGACCUCAUGUGUGAUACUGCGCAUUGAGGAUUUCACCCUUUAUAGGGUCACAACACCAAAGCGAAAACAAAUGCCAAAGGAUUUUAUAUCAGCUCAACACAGGAGAAGAUCAGGUGACAAAGACAGGUAUUCAUUCCCAGAAGAGCUCAAGACUGUUCAUGCUGAAUUCACAUACUACUAUUACCCAGGAGACAUACCAUUCCCAUUGCCGCCUUCUAAGUUUUACGUUCAGUUAAAUCCUAUUCAAAUUUAUAUGGAUGUUCUGAGUGUCCUUUGGGCCAACUCGUUUGCUUUAAACUUGCAUCAAUCUCUUCAAAAGAAUGUUCAGGAAAUGAAUUCUAGUCUUCCAUAUGUAGACGUAAAAAUUGAAGCUGUCUUACCUCGGAUUGUGCUGGAAAGUACUGUGGAACACUUGAGCCAAAGAGACAGACCCAAGUCAUUGCAUGUCCAGGCAUCCAGAGUUACCAUCACAAAUGUCCGAAGCACACGGGAUUCCUGCUCCCGAGCAGAUUUGGCCAAAUGUGUUCACAGUUUUCAGCUAGGCUCUCUCUUCUUUGGAUCAGACUUCCCCUCAAAGCCGGGUGAAUUCCAUGUUGUCAACAAAAAGUUCAUAAAACAUUUGGAAGGUACAGACAAUAUUCGUGCGCCACCUUCUCAAAUCACUGGAAACUCUGUCCAGGAAUUAGUUGACCAACUUAGUCGGGAGUUGUUGUGGGUGGAGGCAAAGGACACGUGGUGUGUUCAUCUCGAUCCAGUUUGGGGGGAGUUUUAUGGCACUCGUGCCAUAGGUUCGAAUCGUCCAACUGUGUUUUUUGAUGCUCUGCCUAUUACUUUGUGGGUGUACAUGAAAGUACCUCAACCAGCAGCACGUGUAGGUACUCAGGAAUCAUCUCCGAAGUUCACUGUCAACUCUAAAGAGGCAAGCCUAUCACAGGGAAGUCUUAAAAGUGGGCAUUCCUUUGAUGGUAAAGAAAAGACUAGGCCUCAAAAUCUUAAUUCAAGCCAAAGUAAAUCUGAACCAGGCACAGCAGACAUUCAUGUACUUGUACAGGUUUCAAAUCUAAUGUCUAUUCAAAUAAACCAUUAUCAACUGCUGUUUCUUUUACGGUUGGCUGAAGAGGCAGCUGAAGUGGCUACGUUUCUGACUCUUGACACUAUGCGAAUCCUAGAUCACAAAGUGGGCGGCUCACUGGUUGUAGGAGCUCUUUUACCUCAAGUUGAAGUGACAUUGGUUAUGCCAUCCCAGACCCCUGGCAAAGAAUCGUCUGGUGGGGAUGUAGAGUCAGUGUUUCCUGACUCUUCAAGCCUAGGAGAUGAACUUGUUGGAAACCAUGUGGAGCGUUCUGGUGAUAUGGGAAGUGGCACCGUAGAUCGAGCUAGUGUUCACUUUUCUACUUCGACUGGUCAAGUUUCGCAGGAGGCUGGCAACCGACGUAGCGUGCCGCACUUCAACUCCAAUGGCAACGGCCGUGCAACGCCAGGGAGUGAUGUGUCGUCGUCGUACUCGAUGGACUUCCAAACACGGCAGCCAACUCGGCAGCUCGAGGACAAACCAGUUGCAUCUGCUGUGUCCACUUUCAACAACUUCAACUCCGUGUUCAGCGCCAGCAAAAAAGCUUUGAAACUUCUAAUGAACACAACCGACGCUGCCCCGAAGCAAUCAAUGGAUGACGCGAGUGACACUGUAUCUAUCCGCAGUGACUGCAGCUCUGGCAGUGACAAUUUCGUGCUGCUUGGGGGUGAAACUGCUGUUCUUGAUUCUAGUGAUGCCAUGUUUCGUACUUCAUGUCUUGAUAACAAUAUGCAGAAAGUUGAAAUGGCGAGUGAAGUUUUGGAAGAAGAACCAACUGGAACAAUUGUAACAACUCCAAGUGAAAGAGCAGAUUCCAUUGAUAGCUCAAUUAAAAGGAGAGAUCUGAUUUCAGUUGCUACUUUCAAAUUGGCCAAGGUAGAAUUCAUGCAACAAUCGGCAGGCUUUUCUUCUUCUAUCAAGGUGCAAGUUGCAAAUGUCACUUCUGAAGAAUGUGGAGCUAUACCCUGGGAUGAGUUCCAGACCGAAUUUAAGAACAAAUUCAGCUCCCGUUCCCGGGCGUGGGUGGAGCUCCCCUUGGACACGGCCGGGCACCCGAGAGUGCAGGCCAGGCUGGACCACAGCCUCCUCCCCGAGCACCAGACGGCCGCCACCAAGCUCAAGGGCCCGUGGGACCGGUCGUGCAUGCAGACGUGGUUCCACGACCUGCUCGAGGUUCGCGUCACCGACCUGCCCGUCCGCCUCUCGAUGAGCACCAUCAUGGGGCUCACUGACCUGGUGGAGGACGAGGUGAUUGCGGCACCACUGCCAAUGGAGGUCUUCCUGGAAAAUGUCUCUCUUCAUUUGAUUGAGGACCGGCCGAGCAACAAUAUUACUUCACCAGGGCCAGUCCCUAUCGAUGCAUCAGUAUCCAGAUUGCACAUAUCUCGUGACAGAAGCGGAGUGUUUCUGAUUGAACCACCAGGGCGUGCUCGAGCUGAAGAGUCUGCAGAGCUUGAGAGACUUCAGAGAUCCCUGACCCGUCUCACCACUGAGAAUGAUGAACUACGCCGCAGACUCAUGGCUUUCGAGCAGCUGUCAGAAGAGAACCACAGAUUGCGACGUUCUGCUGAAGAAUCAGAUACUCUUCGCACCUACCUAGCUAAUGCUCAAGAUGAAUUAGGCACACUUUUGGAAGAGAAAAUGUCGCUGUUAGAUGAGAUUCAAGUGUUGCGCCAGAAAGUGAACCGCAGUGGUAGCUCAGGCAGCACAAACAGCAGCGGUAAGAGAUAACAGUGUGAUGGCUCCUGCUUCAAGUGCCGCCAUUGCUGCGGAGGCUCUCGUCACAGCCGUAGCAAAUAGUCACAAAUGAGUCCGAAAUGCCAAAACUGUGGCCCAGCUUCUCUAUUUGGGUGGUGUUUGGUGUUUUGGUCUGAGUCUGUUACGGCAUAACGAGUGGAGCAAGGAGCACAGCCACAGCAUGGCAUGUUCUGGACAAAAAUCCAACUGGAGUCAGGUGAACGAAGAAAAUGUUGGAACAAGUACUUCAGCAGUGAACAAGUUAGAAUUAAUACCUCAAUGUAUAAAUAGUGCUUUGGUGUGUAUCAUUUUCAUCAGUCAGCUAACUGGAGUACAUUCUUUCAAACAACUUUUCACUUGACGUAAUAAAUACCAUUUAUGAAAGAAAGAAAGAAAAAAAAAAGUGACAUUCACAUUGUCAAGUAACUGUGAUAUCUGCCCUGCCCGAGAGUUAUUAAGUGAUUUCUGUUGUAAAUAUCUUAUGACCAUUUUCAGGUUUGAUUAUCUGUGGUCAUCUUAACUUCGUUCAUCUCUAGAAAAAUAUAUUUCUGGAGCCCAAUUAUAAUAAAAAUUUCAAUUAAGGGUCUUGUUUUCAUCUCUUGCUAAGUAGCUAUUUGUCAAUAAGCGUCUGGCAUGUGUUGCCAAUUUAUGCAAAUAUCAGUCUUUUCAAAACCCUUUUUAAAAAUUUGUUUCAAGCUAUAUGUUAACAUGUACAAAACCCUCAUGCAUGUAAUCCUUCCAGCUGAAUGAAGUUGAGUUCGAUGGUCACAGGUCUACAGAAAAUAUGUUUUGGUAUCACAGCAAUAAAACUUGCCAUCUUCUUUUGUAAAGGAAUGAACUUUAUGUGCCAUGUUUAUGUGGUCUUGAUUUGCUUGAUGGUUUUCAUACUGACAAAGCAAGCUCCUUGUGCAAAGUUUUUAAUUACAUAUCAUUACUUAAGUUCCAAAAUAAUACUCAUGUUUGAGUUGUUCAGAAGCCUGAGUGAAGUACAUGCAAUCUUUAUUUUUUUGAAAGAAGUUUGGAACAUUAUGUAAUCUUGCUUUCAAAUGUUUGUUCUUUGUGAUUCUUUUCCUUCUGAUGUUAUUUUUUUGGUGUGCCAACUUUUGACUGUGUUGAAUGUGUUACUUGUAAAAGUAUCUUAAGGAUGCAUUUUUACAACUCUGAUAUCAUACUUUCUUUUGUUAGUUAUUGUUGAGGUGUGCUGUGGUGCUUUGGGUCUCUUUUCCUCCGAACUUAAAUAAUUGGCUUAAGUCUUCUGAAUAAUUAAUACUCCAAAAUCUCCAUCAAUAUUUGUAAAUAAAGGUUGUGUUCAAUUCCUUAUCCUGUUACCUUGUAUUGAGAGAAUUUUUCAGCUUGAAUUUUUCAUUUAUUGUGCUAUGUUUGAUCAGAGUCUGGAAAGUUCCUGAUGGUCACCAACUAUAAAAGUGAAAUCUUCUGACUGAAUGAUGCAGAGUAUGUAUUUUAUAUUGAAGUUGUGGAUAAGUAUCUCAAUGUUAGCCUUGACUUGAUGUGUGCUUGUCCCUCAAAAGAGAAUUUAUUAUUGUUUAUUCUACUUAUAUGUAUAUAGUAUGUAAUUAACCAGCUGGCUGAGUUAUAGUACUUCGUUGUUGAUUUUGAAAUAUUUCUCUGGAAUUAUAAUGGACCUAGUUGGUUGUUAAAUCAUACUUAAUCUGACGCUGUUGCUGUAAAGUUGUAAAUGCAAUGUCUUUGAGGCCAUUGUGGUUACGAUUGAUUUGAUGGGUAUGUGGCUGGUUACAUGUUAUUGUUUCAUCUAGGUGAGCAGCUGCUUUAUUUUGCAGUGACCUAUUUUUAUAUUUGUUUAUUCCUCCCUUUCUCUGAUCUGAUUGUUGUACUUCUUGAAGCUUUAUUUUGUAUACUGUACACUGCAAACUAAAGCUGAACGAUUUAUUCUUAAAGUGAGCAUCUCUUUUCUGCUGCCUCACUAGUUUUGAGGACGGCUCCUCUUCAUUAAUUGCUGUGGUUUCCUUUUAGUUUAGACGUGCAUUUUGUGUUUGAAGUGGGUCAUAUUUUGCCAUAGAUAGUCUUUUUAUUAAUUGCAGUGACAAGACUGACUUUUUUCAUGCGUGAUAUUAAUUUAUGGGAAUUAGGUAGGGGUUAAAUGGGAUGCUGUAACCCACUUUUCAAUUUUAGCAAAAUGAUUUUUAUGUGUAAUUUUCCUCAUUUAUUCUUCAAGGAUACUGCAAUGUCUUGAACUGGAAAGUUAAUGGCCGAAAUCACAUGAGAUGUUUUGAAAAUUAGAAAUUCUUUCAAUCAAAAUAUACAGUCUUGUGCUAGUGUUAUAGUAGGCUUUUAUAGGGUGAACUACUGAAACUACUGAUUUCUGUGGAAAAAAGUGUCAAUAAAUGGUUUUAUUCCUACGGGUUGUAUAGGAAAGACUUUACAAUCAUGUGACCUUACUGGUGUUAGAGUCCUAUAGUAGCUUUAGGACUCUAAUUCGUGUCAGGCUCCAUGAUAGUUUCUAUUGGCUCUACAGAUCAAUGCUCUUAACGCGUUGUUGUUCUGCCAAAGAGGGUGUAAGUUACCAUUAUAAUAAUCUGAUCUAAAUUUUAAUCAUUAAGACAGGGCAUUUUCCAAGUGUAAUUUUGCUUCACUUCCUAUGUAGCCCUUAAAUGCAUUUUUUCAGUGUCAUUUGUAUGCGUAUCUUCUCUUAAACUUGCAAUGUAAAUUUCAAGAAAAUUUGCUUGUUUUUCUGUGCAUGUCUUACACGUAGCCUAUUCCUGUUGUCUUUUCUACUGUUUCUGUCAUUCAUUCUAGUUAAAAAGUCACAUUGUGAGAUUUUCCUGCACAUAAAUUUGAGGUGGUAUUGUCGGUACUAGGUUUUGACUUAGGAGCACUUCAUUAAUUUAACAAGUUUGAUUUUUGAAAUUUUAGUCCCUUGUGCUUACGUAAGGAUGCUGACCUCUGUGUCUUUGGACCCUUAUAUAAGUCAUUGUUGCAAAAGGAAAAACUACAAUCAAGGGGCAUGCUGACUAAAUUUUUGAGAUAUUUUGUUCAUGUGUCUAAGACGUACAAACAUUUCAAGCAAUAAUUUAAAUUUCUAGGGUAUUCUUUUUUUAUCUAAUUACGACAUUUUUAAAGAAGUAACUGUAAAUUCGAUUCCUUGAUCUGGUAGCUUUUGCCUCAUCCCAAAUCUUAUUUGUCAAAAGUUCUUGUGAUUUGAGAGUUGCUGUUGUUACAUUCGACUUUUUACAAUAAUGGACAUUUUCAAAAUACAUACUGUAUUAUUUGUAUGCACACUACCCCUGUGCUUUAGAAUAAAGCUUUCCUGCACUGUUAUUUGUUUGAAAAUAUGAUUAAGCCUGAAUGCUCUAUUCCUCUCUUUGGACUAGGUGAAUCCGACAUCCUAUUGUUGAGUGUAUUGCUUUAAAGUAAAUGUCCACCGUUUUAUUGCACUAAGUUGUUAUAAUAUUUGAAAAUUUAUGAAAAGAUGUAUAUGCAUAUAAAAGUAUCUAGACGCAGACGUGAACGUUGUCAUCUGAUAUUGUACCUACAGAUUUAAAUUUGAAUAAAUUCACUGGUUGAGUGUA